Molecule: messenger RNA, 5941 nt
Organism: Capsicum annuum
Lineage: Eukaryota; Viridiplantae; Streptophyta; Magnoliopsida; Solanales; Solanaceae
Product: putative late blight resistance protein homolog R1B-23
Biological process (GO): defense response to other organism
Molecular function (GO): ADP binding
Source: RefSeq, a predicted model, not a curated record
UGUAUUUCACAUUGAAAGAAGUGCAGUGAGAAAUGAGUGAAACCAUUUUAUUUCUCUGCUUCUUAUUUUUUCCAAAUUAGACAGUUCUUUUUUCCUUUUUAAUACUCAUUUUCAUUGGUGAACUUUUGUUUUUUUUCUUUAAUUUCAAUUAGUCUGUGUAAAUUCAGCAAAUGAAAGCAAUUAUUUUUGCUUAUUAGUUGCAGAUUUCUGUUUCUUGUGCAUUUGAGGACUUCUAUUGCCUUGAUUUAUCAAGAAAUCAACGAGUAGAGAAAACUGAAAAGGUGGAAAGUAGAUGGCCUAGGAGUGUUGGGGUGUGAUAGUUGCCAUAAACCUUGUGAAAGGCAAUCAUUUAGAUAGUUCGACGAACAAUGAACUGCAUAAUGCUGCGGAGCAACUAGCAUUUGUAGUUGUAUCUCUCGUGGCUCUGGAGGCUGCUCACCCUGAGAAUGAGAUAUCUGCACAACUCAGGGACAUAUUUAUAGAAACUCGUGCUGUUAUUUUCGAGAUAUGUUCUCACAUGAAUAAUCAAGCUGGCUCGACAAGUGGCUUCAUCAUCGUGAUUUCAGAUCUGCUGAAGAUAAUUCGACUGGAGAAUAUUGCUGAGCGAAUAAAAGCUGCAAAGCCUUCAAGAUCAUCUAGCCCAAUCACUAUGGCGAUAGUGGGGUCUAUUGUAGCUUUGGUUGAUGGUGUUAUAUUUAUCCUAAGCCUACUUAAUGUAAAGCGUUAUGAUGUCCUUCCGGUGUGUGUGCUUAAAGACAAGCUAAUAUAUCUAGAAGUCUUCUUCACAUUAACUGCAAAGCAAUGCAUUGAACAUGAGAGGAUGAAGGAUCUCUUGGCCCACCCUGAGGAUGUAGCUUAUACUGCAAUACGUCUUUGUUUCUGUGCGGCAGCCUGCAAGAUGGAGGAGAAUGACCACCAGACACGUGUGCGUAUUUCUGAUGAGUACCAUAAUUUGCUGAAAAGGUUAAGUCCAUUUAGGCCUGAAUUGAGGUCGAUUUAUCAGAGCCUCUUGAUCGGUUCAAAGUCAUCAGGAACAGAACCUAUAAUGGAUGCCAAAUCUAUGUCCAAUUUUGUUGAUGCUAUCAACAAAGAUCUGAUGGAGCUGCUAGGCCAUAAUGCCAGCUGGAAAGUUACCUUUGAUGAUCGAAUACCAUGGCUCAAACAAGGACUUCCUUACCUUUCUACAUUUCUCCACGACAUAGCAUCCAAACGCACUCCACUUGAAGAAUUCAAUUCUCAUCAAUCACACAUGGAAGAUAUAGCCAUUGAGGCAGCAAUUGUGAUCUACUCCUCCUAUGAUGAGAGAAUGAAUGUGAGGUCCACGGAAAUAGAUCGUAAGCAUUUUCUUUGGCAGCUGAAUUUUAAUUGUGUCAAGGUAGAAAUCGGUCUGAUUCAGCUACUAAACAAUGAAGCCACCAUAAUAGCUCCUCUGAAAGAUCUGAUUGAUGAUGUCCGAGAACAGCUGAUAUUCUUGGGAACUUUACAAAUGGAUUCAACGGAGCAAUGCAAAGAGCAAACUAAGAUAGCUGAUUUGUUGACACUGAUUCAAUCUGUGAAUAACCAAGCAUGCUUUAUCAUUGAUUUUGUUUCUCGUCACAUGAAGAAAGAAGACACGGAGCAUGAAACUAGGCAGAUAUGUCCCAACAUUUCAACAUCAUCGACACUGGAUCAUCCUACGAUAAAUCUUCUGAAUUUUCUUCCAUCUUAUUUCAGCACGCUAAAAUCCUCAAAGACACAAUCUUCGCUUAGCCCCAAGAUGGAUGAGGUUUUGAUGGGGUUUCAUGAAUAUAUUCUUGGCAACAUACUACUAAAGGAUGAAAGUUAUUUGAUGUUUACUGUCGCAAAUGAGGUUAAAAAGUACUACUAUGGGUUGUUGCUCCUGGUAACAUAUCUUGUUGAUCCUCCAGUUCAGAAUGAUUUAUUGACAAGAUUUGGAACUUUUGCAAUUGAUGCUGAAUCUGCUCUCUGUUUAAUUUAUGAGGAACCUGUGGAUAGCAACAAAAGUAGGAAGGUCAAUCUUGUUCUUCAGUUUUUGAUGAUUUCUUUCGAGCUUAUCAAGUCUGAAGGAAACUUAAUGGUUCUACUACAGCAGGAAUCCACGUUGAAAGCUGAAAUUAUGGAUGUGAUUGAAUGUGUUCAUAAAGAGCUUAUUUUGCUUAAAGCUUUUCUGGUGGAUGUUCUCACGCAACACACAGAGCUUAGCGAAUUGCAUGAUCUCUUAAUGCACGCUGAAGUGACUGCCCACAAGUUAGGACAAAUCUGUAGUUUUUGUUAUGGAAGUUUCGUUGACGGCUCCAGCACUCAGCAAAUGAGGCUUUCAUUAUCUGAUCCUCUACAAGAGAUUGAGUCUCUGAAGGUUGAGUUCAGAAAAGUAUUCAUUCAACUUCUGGAUGCAUCACCGUGCAACAUGACAGAUGGAGAAGGCCUUAACAAUUUCUUAUUGAACCGCCAGGACAGGCUGCCCAACUAUGAUGACUGUUCAAUCUCUUUUCUGAAGAAUCAGAUCCUAGUAGUCGAAAACAAAUCAGAGUAUUUGGGCUCUUUUCUUGCAGAUAUUAUACAGUAUCGCAAUAUGCAUCAAGAACUCAAAGACCUCGUGAGAUGCGUUCAAGAUGUAAAUUAUGUCUGUUUCUUCAAUGUCAAGGGUUAUAGACCCUCUUGGUAUUACAUGUUGUAUCUCUCUGAUGUUGAGAAAUUGCUCAAGCAUAUUGAAGCGGAGGUCAAAAUGAUCUGUCUUAAAGUUACACAUUCAUUAGGUUAUAGUUUCCCCAAGACAGAUGGAUUAGGAUUUCUCAAAUGUUUCUUGGGCAAAUUGGAGGAGCUGUUGCGUUCUAAUCUUGCUUCGGAUAUCAAUUUAAAGUAUUGGAUUGAAUCAGUCAAGGAGGGCUUAUUGAGUCUCAGAUCAUUGAUAGAUCAUUUUGCAGAAAACUUAGAUGAGCAUGAUGAAGUUUAUGGUCUUGUAACAAGUGUUACUGAAAUUGCGAACAAGGCCGAGUAUGUCAUUGACUCGUGCUUGGCCUGUUCUCAUCCACUCUGGUACAAAAUUCUUUGGAUUUCUGAAGUUCUUGAGCAUAUUAAGCUUGAAAAUAAAGUUGUUAGUGAGACUUGUCAAAGAAAGAAAAUAGAUGCGACAGCCCACGAAGUCAAAAAGACAACUUAUCGUGCAUCCUCUUUAUCAGCUAGUACUCCAAUAUCAAAUGAAGAAACUGAGGGUUUCCAGGAGGCAAUGGACACAAUAAAAGAGCAGCUACUUGGAGGAUCACCUCAGCUAGAUGUCAUAUCAUUGGUCGGAAUGCCGGGAAUCGGUAAGAAUACUCUUGCUAAGAAGAUUUACAAUGAUCUGAUCGUUACCGGUCACUUUGAUGUUCAUGCUAAGUGUCAUGUGACGCAAGUGUAUUCAUGGAGAGAACUGCUUCUGACCAUUUUGAAUGAUGUUCUUGAGCCUGCUGAUCGCACUGAAAAAGGAGAUGGUGAAAUAGCUGAUGAGCUGCGUCGAUUUUUAUCAACCAAGAGAUUCUUAGUUCUCAUCGAUGUGUGGGACUAUAAUGUGUGGGACAGUUUACAUAUGUGCUUUAAAGAUGCUCGGUAUGGGAGCAGAAUUAUACUAACGACCCAUUUAAGCGAUGUUGCCAAUUAUGCUAAAAGUGAAAGCAAUCCCCACCAUCUUCGUUUAUUCACAGAUCGCGAGAGUUGGAGAUUAUUGCAUGAAGAGGUGUUUCAAGAAGAGAGUUGUCCAUCUGAACUUAGAGACGUGGGGUUUAGGUUAGCAAAAAGUUGUGGCGGGUUGCCUCUCUUCAUUGUAUUAGUUGCUGGUAUUCUGAAAGUGAAAAAGAAGCAAGUGGAUUGGUGGAAAGAAGUGGAAGAACGUCUAGAUGCGCAAAAUAUGGGUAGCCUGGGAGAGAGCAUGCGUAUAAUUGGAUUCAGUUAUAGGAAUUUACCACACUAUCUGAAGCCUUGUUUUCUUUAUUUUGGCGGACUUUUGAAGGGCAAGGAUAUUCAUGUCUCCAAAUUGACACGAUUGUGGCUCUGUGAAGGAUUUGUACAAGCAUCAGAAGAUGCUGCACAAAAUCUUCUGGAAGAUCUUAUUAGCCGAAAUCUUGCAAUGGGCAUGAAGAAGAGACCAAAUGGCAAGGUGAAAAUGUGCCGUGCUCAUGAGUUACAUCAAUUCUGCUUGGAAAAGGCCAAACAAGAGAAUUUCCUUCUCCGGAUCAAUAGCGAACAGGAUAUGUUUCCUGAAAAGCCUGAGGAAUAUCGAUUGUUUCUUCAUUCUUCCCAAGAUCAGAUUGAUCUCUGGCAGCCAUCUUGCUCAAAUGUCCGGUCUUUAAUAUUCAACAUGAUUGAUCUAGAUAACUUGUUAUGGCCACUUGACAUCUCUUUUAUCUUUGACAUCUUCAAACUUGUUAAAGUGUUGGACUUGGAAUCUUUCAACAUUGGUGGUACUUUUCCUAGUGAGAUCCAAUCUCUAAUUCAUCUGAAGUACUUUUCUGCUCAAACCGAAGCAAAUUCAAUUCCUUCAUCUAUAGCUAAGCUUUGGAAGCUUGAAACGUUUGUGGUAAGAGGAUUGGGAGGAGAGGUGAUAUUACCGUCUUCCAUUCUGACGAUGGUCAAUUUGAGGCAUCUACUUGUAAAGCAGCGUGCGUCAUUUAGUCUGGAGAACCGGGGUGAACCUCUUGCUUACUCUCAAUUAGAUAAUCUGGAAAUCUUUUCCACUCCACGUCUCUCUUUUGGUGAAGAUGCUGAAACAAUAUUGAGAAAGAUGCCAAAUUUGAGAAAGUUGAGUUGCAUAUUUUCAAGGGCAUUAGGCUAUUCAGAGAAUGUGAAGGGACGGUGUGUUCUUUUUCCCAGAUUAGAGUUUUUAAGUCACCUUGAGUCCCUCAAGCUUGUUUCCAACAGCUAUCCGGCUAAACUUCCACGCUUUAAUUUCCCCGUAACACUAAAGGAAUUGACUCUGUCCAAGUUUCGUCUACCUUGGAACCAACUUUCAACCAUUGCAGAAUUGCCUAACUUGGAGAUUCUAACGUUACUUCUAAGAACAUUUGAAGGUGAUAAAUGGGAAGUGAAAGACUCAGAGCUCCGUGAACUCAAAUACUUAGAAUUGGACAACCUCAAUAUUUCACAGUGGUCUGUAUCUGAUGAUGCUUUUCCUAAGCUUGAACGUUUGGUUUUAACCAAAUGUAAGCUGCUUGAGAGAAUUCCUUCUCAUUUUGAUGACGCUGUAUGUCUCCAAAGCAUUGAAGUAAACUGGUGCAGCUGGGAUGUCGCCAAGUCUUGUCAGGAAAUUCUAAGAACUCAACACGAUGAUAUGGCAAAUGAUGCAUUUACAGUUAUGAUACAGCCUCCAGAUUGGGCUAGAAGAUCAUUCACUUGACUCUUAUAUGGUAUGUUCCUUCCAUAGUCAUCUGAGUACAUUUCCACUCGUUCGUUUUUCGCUUACACCAGAACAUGCUUAUUGGUUACCUCUUGAAUGUUAAGUUCUUACUGCUAAGACUGGUGAAAGUUUUGAUGUGUACUGCACUAUGUCUGCAGAGUGAUUGAUUGACCCUUCGUCUGUAUCUUUAGAAAUUUUCUGGUAAGGAAACCUGGAAGAAUGGCAUAACACAUAAACAAACACUCAAACUUGGCCUCAGCUGGCAAGUAAAUACUCCCGACUUUGAGUAUGCACAUCUAGACUUCUCAACUAGUCUUCACUGCGUCAGUUGAACACUCCAACUUACAAAAUGAUCAGCUAGAGACCUCCAAAGUUUAUGUUCCACAUCAGCAUCAGGCAUCCACGAGACACAAUAAGGAUGAGUACAUUUCCACUAGUUCAUUGGUUCAGAUUAUUUUGUUGCUGUUACUUGUUACUGCUGUUCCUUUUCCUGAAUGCCAUGUAAUUCUUCCUUUAUCAUUUGUUAUGUCUUCUUUCAUUGAUAUAUGUUACUUGAGCCGGAUGUCUUCCAAA